Sparassis crispa is the source of this 618-nucleotide messenger RNA. RefSeq lists its product as hypothetical. NCBI's taxonomy places the organism in Eukaryota, Fungi, Basidiomycota, Agaricomycetes, Polyporales, Sparassidaceae. The record is from RefSeq and is a predicted model, not a curated record. The transcript is spliced from 2 exons. Bases 1 to 618 code for a protein of 205 amino acids.
AUGGAUGCCGAUUCUGCGGACUCCGGAGAAUUGAGAGACUUCGGCCACCUCAUUCGUUUUGGGCCCACCGGCUCUCAAGUGGAAGAGUAUCCGCUCAAUGGUCUCAUCGAUGAGCUCUUGUCAUGGUUUUGUGUAUACUACCAUGUGCACAACGCCGACGAUAUAUUGCCGUCUAUCCGUGAUGAUUUACGUGGGAGUGCGCCGGGCGUUGAUCCCGAGUCAAAGACCAUUUCUAACCUACAACAAGAUGGCCACUCUGAAUACGAGGAAUACAGAGAGGACUCGGACGACGAAAACUUAUCCAAGUUCAAAAAGUUGGAAUCACACGUAGCGAUCAUCUCUGUAUUUAAGAACUAUCUGCAGGUUGAAUGGCCGUCAGAUGAUAACGAAGUGAAGGAGAAGUUGACGAACGAGAAAAUGAAAGCCGACACCAGGAAACGCAGUAUGAAUGGUGAAGAGCCGCAGCUCUCGAACAAACGGCUGAAAUCAAUAACUUCAAGCAACGUUGCAAUGCUCACUCCCGCUGGUGGUCGCUCGCAAUCUAUCAACUCUUCUGGUGUCACUCCUGCGACUGGGUCACCACGCAGCGCCUCUCAUUCUGUACGUGCCUUACAGUAA